UAAUACACUUGAUUUACGUUUGGGAAAAAAAACGUCGAGCCCCGAGAGGAGCGGAAAUGCACUACUUUGCGCGGCGCAACCUCUUCCGGUCCUCUUUCCAGCUUCCCGUGCAACAUGACCAAGAAGAGAAGGAAUAACGGUCGUGCCAAGAAGGGCCGCGGGCACGUGCAGCCCAUCCGCUGCACCAACUGCGCCCGCUGCGUUCCCAAAGACAAGGCCAUCAAGAAGUUUGUCAUCAGGAACAUCGUGGAGGCUGCGGCCGUGAGGGACAUCUCUGAGGCCAGCGUCUUCGACUCGUACGUCCUGCCCAAACUGUACGUGAAGCUGCACUACUGUGUCAGCUGCGCCAUCCACAGCAAAGUAGUGAGGAACCGCUCCUGUGAGGCCAGGAAAGAUCGCACGCCGCCACCCAGGUUCAGGCCCAAUGCCGGUGCCCCAAGAGCUCCUCCGAAGCCCAUGUAAAUCACAUGAUCUACACUUGAGGAAUAAAUGCUUCACAAAAUCUUAA
Messenger RNA from Dunckerocampus dactyliophorus (ringed pipefish), 508 nucleotides. Its product is annotated as 40S ribosomal protein S26. Gene Ontology annotation, biological process: translation. The transcript has 4 exons. Gene Ontology annotation, cellular component: cytosolic small ribosomal subunit; ribosome. The record is from RefSeq and is a predicted model, not a curated record. Bases 115 to 462 code for a protein of 115 amino acids. Gene Ontology annotation, molecular function: mRNA binding; structural constituent of ribosome. NCBI's taxonomy places the organism in Eukaryota, Metazoa, Chordata, Actinopteri, Syngnathiformes, Syngnathidae.